Molecule: messenger RNA, 2909 nt
Organism: Pogoniulus pusillus (Red-fronted tinkerbird)
Lineage: Eukaryota; Metazoa; Chordata; Aves; Piciformes; Lybiidae
Product: zinc finger protein 345-like
Exons: 1
Coding region: 171-2441 (756 amino acids)
Source: RefSeq, a predicted model, not a curated record
AGGGGGUUGGAGCCGAGAGAGCAGGGCGGGGAUCGGAGCUAUCGCGGCAGUGUUAGAGCCGCGCCGGGAUCUCGUCCUCGCAGCUUCCGGGCUCCAUUGUUGGGCGGCCCCAGGCUCCCGCCCGCCCCGUCCGGGCCCGGGUGGUGGCAGCGGGCAGAGAUCCCCCCAGUAUGGAGCCGCAGAAGGAGCUGGGCCAGAGCCGCGCCGGGAGCGAAACGCAGCAGGAAGAGAAGGAGGAAGAGAAAAAAGAGAAAGAGGAGGAGGAGGAGGAGGAGGAAAAGGCAGAGAAGGAGGUGAAAGAGGAGAAGCAGGAGGGAGUGAAAGGGCAGCAGGAGGAAGGUGAAGGUAAAGCUGCCGCGGAGCCCUGUGUGCCAGGCGAGCAGUGCCCCGAGUGCGGGCAGAGCCUCCCGCCCGGCUGGCAGCCGGGGAAGCAGCAGUGCCCCCAGCCUGGCACCCAGCGCUUCAUCUGCACCCACUGCGGCCAGAGGCGCUCCAGCCUCCGGCGGCGGCAGCGGGGAGGCGCCCAGGCGGGCCCCAAGCUGCGGUUGAUCUGUGGUGAGUGUGGCAAGAGCUUUUCCGGCACCUCUGGUCUUAGCCAGCACCGCAAAAUCCAUGCUGAGAAGAAACCAUUCCCCUGCCGUGAGUGUGGCAAGAGCUUCACCACCAGCACUGCUCUAAUCCAGCACUGGAACGUCCACACCGGGGAGAAGCCUUACAGCUGCCGUGUCUGUGGCAAGAGCUUUGCCAACUGCUCGUCUCUCCACACUCACCGCCUCACUCACACCACCGAGAAGCCCUUCAGGUGCAGUGACUGCGGCAAGACCUUCACCAUCAGUUCCCAGCUGAAGCGUCACCGCCGCCUGCACACCGGGGAGAAGCCUUACACCUGCGGUGACUGUGGCAAGAGCUUCGCCACCCACUUUAAUCUUCUGGAGCACUUGAACCUCCACACAGGGGCGAAGCCAUACACCUGUAGUGUCUGUGGCAAGAGCUUUGCCCACAGGUCUACUCUCGGGCAUCACCGACAGAUCCACAGUGGGGUGAAGCCGUACAGCUGCGGUGACUGUGGCAAGAGUUUCCGGUUCAAGAGCCAACUGACCAAGCACGAGCGCAGCCAAAGCCACCAGGAGAUAAAGAGCUCCAGCAAACCAUCCAGGGGUCCCCUCAGCCAGGGCCAUGAGCAGGAGGAUCAGGAGGGGGAGAAAGAGCAGCAGGAGGAAGGUGAAGCUAAAGCUGUCGUGGACCCCUCUGUGCCAGACGAGCAGUGCCCCAUGGAGCAGCAGGGAGGCGCCCAGCCAGGCACCAAGCUGCAGUUGGGCUGCAGUGAGAGUGGCAACUGCUUUGCCAGCAGCUCUGCUCUCAGCCAGCUCCAGCAACUCCAGCCUGGGAAGAAGUUCCCCUGCGGUGACUGCGGCAAGAGCUUUAGCAGCAAAAUCGCUCUGAGCUUUCACCGCAACAUCCACACCGGGGAGAGGCCUUACAGCUGUGGUGAGUGUGGCAGGAGCUUUGCCAGCAGCUCUGCUCUCAGACGGCACCGCCAAAACCAUGCUGUGAAUAGAAAGUUCCCCUGUGGUGAGUGUGGCAAGAGCUUUGCCGUCAGUUCCCUCCUUCUCCGUCACCGCCUUACCCACACCGGGGAGAAGCCGUACAGCUGCGAUGUCUGUGGCAAGAGCUUUGCCAGGAGCUACUCUCUCAGCUACCACCGUCUCUUGCACAGCGAGGAGAAGCCGUACAGCUGCGGCGACUGCGGCAAGAGCUUUGUCCACAUCUCUGCUCUCAACCGUCACCGUCUCCUCCACACCGGGGUGAGGCCGUACAGCUGCGGUGAGUGCGGCAAGGGCUUCAGGAGCAGCACAGAACUCAAAAUGCACCAUCGCACUCACACCGGGGAGAAGCCCUUCCACUGCGGUGACUGCGGCAAGAGCUUCACCACCAAUGCCAAGCUGACCACUCACCGCUUCAGCCACACCGGGGAGAAGCCGUACGGCUGCAGUGACUGCGGCCAGAGCUUCAGUAGCAAGUCCAGGCUGACCACUCACCGCUUCAGCCACACCGGGAGGAAGAUGUAUGUCUGCAGUGACUGCGGCCAGAGCUUCAACAGCUACAGCUCCCUCAGCCGCCACCGACGCCUCCAUCGAGGCUUGGAGCCACCCAUCUGCGGUGACUGCGGCAAGAGCUUCAACAGCGUCACCGAUCUCAAAGUUCACCACCGCCUUCACACCGGGGAAAGGCCGUAUCACUGCGGGGACUGCGGCAGGAGCUUCAACAGCAAAUCCCAGCUGACCAAUCACCACCGCAUCCACACCGGGGAGAAGCCGUACACCUGUGCCGACUGCGGCAAGAGCUUCCGGCAGAGCUACACCCUGACCAUGCACCUGCGCAGCCGCAGGCACCAGAAGAAGAGCAGCAACAAAGUGUCCAACCAUCCCCACUGCCAGUAACACCAGGAGGUAGCCAGCGGCCAUGGGUCCCCACUGCCCACUUGGCAAUGGUGGUGCCAGGAUGCUCUGCUGAUAGAGCCGUCCCAGCCGCGACCGUCCUGCUGGGAGUUGCUGUCCUGGGAUGUGGGGUGGCUGCACCAGUCUUGUCAGUAACAGCAGUUGCUGCUGUGCCACCCCCAGGCAGAGACCUGAAAUAUGCCUUGUUUGGAGGGACAGGGAUGGGAAGGCAGAGCAGAGCAGUGCCAUGACCAGGGCAGGACCUGUAAGCUGUGCUGGGUCCCAAUGUGGUCUCCAUAAGCUCUGCUAGGUGAUGUCACCAUCAUCACCAUCACCAAUCCUCACCAAGACCAGCACUGUCUUGGUACACACUCAGGGAUGAAGCAACUGUUGCAUGUGGCUGCAAGUCAGGGACUCCAUGGAAAAUGUGCCUGGAGCAGGGAACAGUCCCAAUAAAAGACUUCCCAAGGC